AUGCGAUUAAACAGAGUCAUUUCUGCUGUACACCUCAGUCUGAUUGUUCACCUCUGUAUUGCCAGUGGAGCGAAGCCUGUAUCCAUGUAUAUUAAAAUGGAGUCAACCAGUGUAAAUUAUGUCUAUGUGAAUUUCUACAACGAUAUGUUUCAAAGACUGUAUAACUGCAUAACAGACCUCCACACUACACAAUGUACAGUUCAUUUACAGUUUCAUGAAAAAGGCUCACCGUAUCCAGCACUGAACAACUAUAAUGUGACAAAAGUAACAUCGGAUGGGAUAAUGUCUAUAGCUCAAGGCUAUUUUAUUUGCCACAAUAAUCUGUCCACAACUUCCCUCCAAUGUAGCAGAAAGAGAGGACAAUGUGGUGGAAAUUGUACUUCUUUUCGUCUUAGUAACGCCUCCGUGUGUAAAUGUGGGUAUUUAAUGUGGAAGUAUCAAAACGAAACUCUUUUAUUUAAUAACAAGACUGACAGUAUCGAAUAUUGUGAUAAGGAUUGUGCUGAAACUACAACUGUCUACAGUACAGAACAAAGUUCAUAUCUAAGUGUGGCAUUACCAUCAGAACAGUCUCCGGAUGCUACGACCAGCGCUUCAAACGCUACAAACAUCGCUAGCUCUGGCGGAGACAAAUCAUCUAAUACUGUCCCAGUCAUCAUUGGAGUU
This is a messenger RNA of Candidula unifasciata, 666 nucleotides long. NCBI's taxonomy places the organism in Eukaryota, Metazoa, Mollusca, Gastropoda, Stylommatophora, Geomitridae. The record is from the annotation of a GenBank genome assembly.